CCAAAGCAGACCAACGGUUCAAUUCUAGAACCCUGCCGGACACUCCGUCACUGUCUUGCAAUGUCGCAGACUCACCACGACAAGCUGCUCUCAGACUGCAGUAUGAAACAGGUUUUCGGUAUCGGACUGCUGGAUGAGUCCAAUAAUCUGUCUCAGGUUCAGUCCGCUUUCGAAGGUCUCUGACUCACAUUCUUAGGCUGGUAUUCCUUUGCGAUAUGAAACAAGUGACACUCCUCGAGGUAUAAAAGCAGCGUAGGCCAGCACAUCCAACUUCAAUUCAUCUUCCGUGUUGCACUCCAUCCUCGCUCUCAGCUUUUCGACGUCGCACCAUCACCUCGCACUCUCACCUCACGCCAUCAUCGUCAGAAUGAUCGACUACACGAAGAUCGUUCCUUUCGUCUUCGUGCUUGCCCCUAUCCAAGACGCACGAUCCGUUACUCAUUCUGGUAUGGUCCGUCCAGCAACAUGCAGCCUAUCGGCUUUCACGCACUCUUCUCCUGUUUCCAAUACGCCCUACGCCCUCCUCGAGGAUUCAUCCAGCACAGACGACGCUACGUCAGCGACGAAUCAAGAGGAUCCUACGUCACACACCUCCUCACCUUCAUUCUCGUGUAGUGUUGUCGAGCUUUUCAUCAUACUCGUUGGUCAAAUCGGUUUCCUCGCACAUCAGUUCCUACGAAUCUCCGAUGUUGUCGAUGUUCUCUCCGCCUCAUUCAUGACUCUUGAGCAGACCACUGACUUCGAAAUGACGAAUCUCGGUGCCACAAUGGAGCUCGUCAAGCAAGAUAUCGAUUCAGUCAAAGAGCAGACUCGUUGCCACGAACAGAUCCUAGUCCAUGAUGCUAGGGAACUCAACAGCCUCGUCGCCAAUCAGCAACGCCAAAUCGACGACCUUUGCAAACAACUCCACGAGGAACGCGAACUCUCGAAAGAUAUCAAGAAGAAUCUCGACAAGCUAAAUUCUCGUGUCUCACAGGACGACAAGGAGCUUGAUGUUUUCCACGGGCGUCUCUACGAUCAACUUGCCUAUCAAAUUAAGGAUCAACAAAGAACGGAGCGCGACGUCGCUGGCCUUCGCAAGGAGCUCGAUGCCUUCCACGAACGCCUGCACAGCCAGCUUACCUGUCAAGUGAAGGACCAGCUACGGACGGAGAAAGACGUUGCCGACCUUCGCAAUGAUAUCCCGAGGACACUUUCCAUAUACCACACGAGGAUCUCAGCUCUGGAAUUCGAGUUAUCUAAAGCCAAAUUGUCCGCUUCACCUCAAGACGUUGUUUGUGACUCCAAACCCGUACGAAGUGCUACGUUUGUCGAUGCUAACCCCCUUCCGGAGCGAGUUCUUCUAGACUCUCAACAUCUUCCCAUACCAAUCCCUGCUAGAUUGCUUCGGUCCAUUGAACGUGAAUCAAUUUACAUCCAGCCAUCUGCAUCAGUCGUCUCAAAGGCAGCUGGAGUACCCAAGAAGUCUACCACCCCGAAGACCCCUAUGACAGUUGAUUCCGUGAGACGUCCGGUCACUGUCAAGUCUUCGGUGUCUAGGGUCCUGCCGAGCUCGAAGAUUGCGAUACCUGUUGCGAAGGUAUCAUCCGCGCCUAAAGCAGUUCUCUUGAAGACUCCUGCAUCCACAGACUUAUCCCGUGAUAAUCGUGCCCCCCGAGAGUCCGCGACUCUCAAGAAGAGUGGCAGUGCCACCAGGGCCAAGGUGCAGGAGUCUAGAGUUCCUGUCAAGAAGAGCGGCAGUACCGUCAAGGUCAAUACGAACGCACCUAAACCUCUCAGGAAGAGCAGCAACGUCAACAAGGGUAAGGCGAAGGAACUCGGUCAGUGCUCAUCUUCUUACCCCGCUUGUUUCGUGCUCAUCCAUCCGCUCCUUAGGUAACAACCAGGUGUUGCUUCCGUCCUCGUCUCCAGUCACUCCCGCCACCACAUCGCGUGCCCCGGACUCGUUGUCCCAGCCCGACGACGCAUUACAUGGCGUUGCU
Molecule: messenger RNA, 1982 nt
Organism: Suillus clintonianus
Lineage: Eukaryota; Fungi; Basidiomycota; Agaricomycetes; Boletales; Suillaceae
Exons: 3
Coding region: 368-1879 (503 amino acids)
Source: RefSeq, a predicted model, not a curated record